Molecule: messenger RNA, 1974 nt
Organism: Nasonia vitripennis (jewel wasp)
Lineage: Eukaryota; Metazoa; Arthropoda; Insecta; Hymenoptera; Pteromalidae
Gene: aph-1
Product: gamma-secretase subunit Aph-1
Exons: 3
Coding region: 360-1076 (238 amino acids)
Biological process (GO): Notch signaling pathway; positive regulation of catalytic activity; protein processing
Cellular component (GO): gamma-secretase complex; membrane; endoplasmic reticulum
Molecular function (GO): protein-macromolecule adaptor activity
Source: RefSeq, a predicted model, not a curated record
UCUGGCGGUGCAGACGCACCGCUGACCGCACACCACUGAGUUCGCUUAUCGCUAUAUGAGCACGCCACAGUCCACACACAGCCUCGCUUUGCGCAUGCGCCCUUGUUUGCGAAGAAUAAAGUGCAUCACCGUGCGUCCGACUCCGAAUUAGAGUCCAACCACUUCAAGUCCAACGACUGCAGUACAACGCCGUGUGACAUACCUGGUGUACAGAGACUCCAGGCAGUGGGGUUGGAAAAUAAAAUGCGAUAGCAAAGUGCCAAAAAGAAAACAAAGAUCGAGUAAAUGUUCAGCAGCAGCGGUUUGUCGAAAAGGAAUUUUUACACAUCUCACCAUCUAUCACACAUCUCUAGUCAAACAUGACAGUAAUGGACUUUUUUGGAUGUGCCUUGCUGGCCUUUGGGCCACCUCUAGCAAUGUUCACGUUUACCAUUGCGAUAGAGCCCAUUCGGAUCAUCAUACUCAUAGCCAGUGCAUUUUUCUGGCUGAUUUCGCUGCUUCUAUCAUCGACACUGUGGUAUGCAAUCGUACCUCUACGGAGCUACCUGUCAAUUGGACUCAUUUAUUCAGUAGUAUUUCAAGAAAUAUUCAGGUUCCUUCUUUAUAAAGUAUUGCGGAAAGCUGAAAAAGGCUUAGAAAAAGUAACAACUGCUCAUGUUGCGGAUAGUAGAGAUAUAUUUGCAUAUGUUUGCGGUCUUGGAUUUGGUCUCAUGAGUGGUGCCUUUGCCUGUGUCAAUGUCUUGGCUGAUGCCAUGGGUCCUGGAACUAUGGGGCUGCAUCAGGGCAACGAAUACUUCUUUAUGAUAUCGGCUGCUACUACUUUAUGCUUCAUUCUACUGCAUACAUUUUGGGGAGUCAUAUUUUUCUCUGCCCUCGAUAACAAGAACUGGUUCCAAAUAACAUGGGUUGUUGGAUCUCACCUGUUUGCGUCAGCUAUGACUUUACUAAAUGGUUACCAACAACAUGCAGCAAGCCUGUUUUCUGUCUACUCUAUUCUACUUAUUACAACAGUGGUUGCUUUCAAUGUAGCAGGUGGAAGAGUGCAGAAUCUCUUACAUUGCUUCAUAAAAAAAUGAGACUGAGUUGUACUAUCAAUUUUAAGUGUUAAUGCAUAGCCUAUUUUUACUGAUAUUCUCAUUUUUAUUUGAUUAAUUACUGAGAUUCAAGAAAAAUCGCAAGAUGUACGUUCAUUCAUUAUGUUAGUUUGUUUCAAAAAUCAAAAUUGAAGUAAAAUAUAGGUAUUUAAUAUGGUUUCACAGACCAUUCUACGCCAUUGCUGCAAAGAUUAAUGAAAAUGAGCUUUCUCUUUUAUGAAAUUAAGCUACGUCGACAAUAACUCAAGAGAAAAGUCCUCUUGCACGAAAAUGGCGUAACUACAACGAUUUCUAAUUAAAAUUAAGAUUUUCGUUUCUUAAAAAUUCGAAAAAGUCGCAGUUUUGUAAUAUUCUUCGUUUUUAUGGAGUCUUUUCACAAAGAGUAUAUGUCUAAGAAUGUUUAGAAUGUUUAAUAAAAUAACUACCAUCUACAAAUUAUUAAUAGAAAUCAUUAUUUAAAAUGUGAAAUUUGAAAUAUUAAAAAAUCGAGUCCGUUCCAAAUAUAAUGUAGAAGCCUAGAGAUCUAUUAUGGAUCACUAGGGAGUAAUUUUGAAGUAAAAUAAUCAAUACAAUCUUGCUCUUUACUAUAACUAGGAUGUAUAAAUUGCAUAUGUGAUAUAAUUACUCUUUUUUUUUUAUUUAAAAACCAAUUGACAAAGUUGAAAAUAUGCCUUAUUUUAACCUGAUUGAAUCUAAUUAUCUACUUGUUAUUAAUCAUUUUUAUACCUAUAUGCUCAUUUUGUACAUGAGGCCAUUGUUUGACAAAAUGUAAUUAACAUUUUAUUCAUAGAAAAUGUAUUUACUAAAUCAAUUUUCCAUUCACACAUACAUUCACGUUAUAAAAAAUAAUAAUAAAAUCAUUUUUAUACAAAUAUUAAAA